AUGUACACUCAGAACCCCCGCACCCCUAUACAAUCGGAGCCCAUGCCCCCUACACUCGGAGCCCACACCCCUACACUCAGAGCCCAUGUCCCCUACACUCAGAGCCCAUGCCCCCUACACUCAGAGCCCUUGCCCCCUACACUCAGAGCCCAAGCCCCCUACACUGAGAGCCCAUGCCCCCUACACUCGGAGCCCACACCCUCUACACUCGGCCCACACCCCUAUACUCGGAGCUCUCACCCUCUACACUCAGAGCCCAGCCCCCUACACUCAGAGCCCAAGCCCCCUACACUGAGAGCCCAUGCCCCCUACACUCGGAGCCCACACCCUCUACACUCAGAGCCCACACCCCUAUACUCGGAGCUCUCACCCUCUACACUCAGAGCCCUUGCCCCCCCUACACUCAGAGCCCAAGCCCCCUACACUCAGAGCCCACGCUCCCUACACUCAGAGCCCACGCCCUCUACACUCGGAGCCCUUGCCCCCUACACUCAGAACCCACGCCCCCUACACUCGGAGCCCAAGCCCCCUACACUCAGAGCCCACGCCCCCUACACUCAGAGCCCACGCCCUCUACACUCAGAGCCCUUGCCCCCUACACUCAGAACCCACGCCCCCUACACUCGGAGCCCAAGCCCCCUACACUCAGAGCCCAAGCCCCCUACACUCGGAGCCCAGCCCCCUACACUCAGAGCCCAUGCCCCCUACACUCAGAGCCCAUGUCCCCUACACUCAGAGCCCAUGCCCCCUACACUCGGAGCCCAGCCCCCUACACUCGGAGCCCAGCCCCCUACACUCAGAGCCCAAGCCCCCUAUACUCGGAGCCCACACCCUCUACACUCAGAGCCCAUGUCCCCUACACUCAGAGCCCAAGCCCCCUAUACUCGGAGCUCUCACCCUCUACACUCAGAGCCCAUGCCCCCUACACUCAGAGCCCUUGCCCCCUACAAUCGGAGCCCAUGCCCCCUACACUCGGAGCCCACACCCCUACACUCAGAGCCCAUGUCCCCUACACUCAGAGCCCAUGCCCCCUACACUCGGAGCCCAGCCCCCUACACUCGGAGCCCAGCCCCCUACACUCAGAGCCCAAGCCCCCUAUACUCAGAGCCCAUGCCCCCCUACACUCGGAGCCCAGCCCCCUACACUCAGAGCCCAAGCCCCCUAUACUCGGAGCUCUCACCCUCUACACUCGGAUCUCUCACCCUCUACACUCAGAGCACAUGCCCCCUACACUCAGAGCCCUUGCCCCCUACACUCAGAGCCCAAGCCCCCUACACUGAGAGCCCAUGCCCCCUACACUCGGAGCCCACACCCCUACACUCAGAGCCCAUGCCCCCUACACUCAGAGCCCAUGCCCCCUACACUCAGAGCCCUUGCCCCCUACAAUCGGAGCCCAUGCCCCCUACACUCGGAGCCCACACCCCUACACACAGAGCCCAUGUCCCCUACACUCAGAGCCCAUGCCCCCUACACUCGGAGCCCAGCCCCCUACACUCGGAGUCCAGCCCCCUACACUCAGAGCCCAAGCCCCCUAUACUCGGAGCCCACACCCUCUACACUCAGAGCCCACACCCCUAUACUCGGAGCUCUCACCCUCUACACUCAGAGCCCUUGCCCCCUACACUCAGAGCCCACGCCCCCUACACUCAGAGCCCACGCCCUCUACACUCAGAGCCCUUGCCCCCUACACUCAGAGCCCACGCCCCCCUACACUCGGAGCCCAAGCCCCCUACACUCAGAGCCAACGGUCCCUACACUCAGAGCCCAUGCCCCCUACUACUUCUGGAGCCCCAGGCCCCAUACACUCAAGAGCCCACGCCCCCUACACUCAGAGCCCACGCCCCCUACACUCAGAACCCACGCCCCCUACACUCAGAGCCCACGCCCCCUACACUCAGAGCUCACACCCCUACACUCAGAGCCCCCCCCCCCCCCCCUACACUCAGAACCCAUGAGGGAUACACUUCAAGAAAAUUAGCAGCAGUACGUGGUGGUGUUAUUUUCUGGGAUAAUUAG
Asterias rubens (European starfish) is the source of this 2016-nucleotide messenger RNA. RefSeq names its product proline-rich extensin-like protein EPR1. The coding region runs from base 1 to 2016 and encodes 671 amino acids. The record is from RefSeq and is a predicted model, not a curated record. The transcript has a single exon. Lineage: Eukaryota; Metazoa; Echinodermata; Asteroidea; Forcipulatida; Asteriidae.